Molecule: messenger RNA, 2429 nt
Organism: Cryptomeria japonica (Japanese cedar)
Lineage: Eukaryota; Viridiplantae; Streptophyta; Pinopsida; Cupressales; Cupressaceae
Product: arginine--tRNA ligase, chloroplastic/mitochondrial
Exons: 18
Coding region: 109-2280 (723 amino acids)
Biological process (GO): arginyl-tRNA aminoacylation
Cellular component (GO): cytoplasm
Molecular function (GO): arginine-tRNA ligase activity; ATP binding
Source: RefSeq, a predicted model, not a curated record
UUAAAUGUUUAGUGUGGGGAGCAAGGAAUAAGAAUAACGUUGAAAAGAGUGGGGGCGACGACCCUGUCAAAAUUUAAAAGUAAAAACUCCACUCUAUUUCGUUCCUCCAUGGGAAGUCGAUUUGUGCUGCUGCAAUCGUCGGGAACAUUUACCCACUGUUCUUGCAUUAUUAAAUCUCCUCCACUUUCAUUCGUUUGUGGGUCAUACAUUUCUGGGAGGCCAGUGUUUGGGCUCUCUUCUUCAUUGAGACAGGAAAUUCCAUGCAAAGGAGUAGCUGGUUUAGCAUCAUUCCUGCCUCCCAAAAACAGUAUAUUUGUGGAUUCUGAUUCAUUCGUUUCUUUUUUUUCUAACUUCAGCUUGCAUUUCCAAGACUUGCAUUGGAAGCCUGUCUUGAGGAGGACUGGUUGGAAGGGAAUAUCAAGAAGAGUUAUUUUAUCAAAGGCUUUAACAACAUCAGGUUCUAUGUCGGAGGAAAUGGCCUCUACAGAUUCUGACCAAGGAGGAAACACCAAUGCUGUUGUUAUUGGAACUGGAAGUGUCAGGCAACAGGUAUCAAGAUUGGUAAAGGAGUCUCUAAGGGCAACAGUACCCAGUGAGUCGAGUUUGGAGCCAAUAGUUGCAAUUUGUGGUGCAAAGUUUGGUGACUACCAGUGCAAUAAUGCAAUGGGAAUAUGGUCCAAGAUUAAAGGACAAACAACUGAAUUCAAGAAUCCAAACUCUGUUGGGCAGGCGAUAAUGAAAAACUUGCCCAAAUCUAAUAUGAUAGAGAAGAGCUCUGUUGCUGGUCCUGGUUUUGUAAAUAUUGUUUUGUCAGAUUUAUGGAUUGCAGAGAGAAUUCGACAAAUGUUACAAGAUGGCAUCAGUACCUGGGCUCCUGUUCUUCCAAUAACCAGAGCAGUUGUAGACUUCUCCUCUCCUAAUAUUGCUAAAGAAAUGCAUGUUGGACACUUAAGGUCAACAAUAAUUGGUGAUUGCCUUGCUCGAAUGCUAGAGUUUUGUAAGGUUGAAGUUUUACGUCGAAACCAUGUGGGUGACUGGGGUACUCAGUUUGGUAUGUUGAUUGAGUACCUUUUUGAAGAGUUACCCAAUUGGGAGGAACUUGGUGAACAAGCAAUUGGUGAUUUGCAGACAUUUUACAAGGCUUCCAAGCAAAAGUUUGAUGAAGAUGCCAACUUCAAAGAGAGAGCACAACAAGCUGUUGUUCGACUUCAGGGUGGUGAAGAUAAAUAUCGUAAAGCGUGGAAUGAAAUCUGUGAUGUAAGUCGCAAGGAGUUUGAUCAAGUCUAUAAAAGACUUAAAGUUGAAAUAGAAGAAAAGGGGGAAAGCUUUUAUAAUCCAUAUAUACCAAAGGUUCUGAAUGAGCUGGAUGAGAAGAGGCUUAUUGAGGAAAGUGAGGGUGCAAAAGUUAUAUUUAUUGAAGGUCAAAAAAUUCCUUUAAUAGUUGUGAAAAGAGAUGGCGGCUUCAAUUAUGCAUCAACUGAUAUGGCAGCACUCAAGUAUCGACUCAGUGAAGAGAAAGCUCAGUGGAUUGUUUAUGUGACAGAUGUGGGUCAAUCAUUGCAUUUUGAGAUGGUCUUUAGCGCUGCAAAGCGGGCUGGAUGGCUUCCUAUCAACAAUGAUGUUUCAUUUCCAAAAGCAAGGCAUGUUGGAUUUGGCCUGGUUCUUGGUACAGAUGGGAAACGUUUCCGGACACGCAGUACUGAAGUUGUUCGCCUUGUUGAUUUGCUUGAUGAGGCCAAGCACCGAAGCAAGGAGGAACUCAUCAAGCGUGGCAAGGAAGAUGAAUGGACACCAGAAGAACUAGAGAAUGCUGCUGAAGCAAUUGGAUAUGGAGCAGUAAAGUAUGCGGAUUUGAAGAAUAACAGGCUAACAAACUACACGUUUAAUUUUGAUCAAAUGUUGGAUGUUCGGGGAAAUACAGCAGUUUAUCUUUUGUAUGCGCAUGCUCGCAUAUGUUCUAUCAUUAGGAAGUCUGGAAAAGACAUAGAGGAACUCAAGAAGACAGGAAGCAUUCAGUUGAUUCAUGAGAAUGAACGGCUGCUAGGAAUGCAUCUCAUUCAAUUUUCCGAGAUUGUGGAGGAUGCUUGCACUGAACUUUUGCCAAAUACAUUAUGCGAGUACCUUUAUAACUUAUCUGAAAAUUUUACAAAGUUCUAUUCAACUUGCAAGGUUGUGGGAUCUGAGGAAGAGACAAGUAGGUUAUUGCUAUGCGAGGCUACAGCAAUUGUCAUCAGAGAAUGUUUUAAGUUACUGGGGAUUACUCCUCUUUACAAAUUGUAGUUUGAGAGAAUUUUUAGUUUAAGGUCUUAUGAAUCAUUGUCCAAUGGAAAAUAAUCUAAAAUUUAAGGUGGAUAUCACCUUAUAGUGUGCUUUUUGAUGUAUAUACGUUCUGAUUGAAGGUUAUAUUAAAAUAAUAAUGUUUCAGAGAA